Polychytrium aggregatum is the source of this 1181-nucleotide messenger RNA. RefSeq names its product mitochondrial genome maintenance MGM101. Gene Ontology annotation, molecular function: single-stranded DNA binding. The record is from RefSeq and is a predicted model, not a curated record. Gene Ontology annotation, cellular component: mitochondrial chromosome; mitochondrial nucleoid. Bases 58 to 1020 code for a protein of 320 amino acids. Gene Ontology annotation, biological process: recombinational repair; interstrand cross-link repair. NCBI's taxonomy places the organism in Eukaryota, Fungi, Chytridiomycota, Chytridiomycetes, Polychytriales. The transcript is spliced from 2 exons.
GUCCGCAGCAGGCACUGCCCUGCAAUAUCACACUUGCCUCCGCUGUCGUUUGCUGUCAUGUUCUCUGCGGCGAUCUGGACGAGCAGGCGCAGUUUGUGCCGCGAUCUGCCAGGCGGGAACCGCAGUCGUGGGUUUGGUCCUGGACUUUGCAAGGCCAGGAUCUGCUCUUGCCUCGAUCGCCAGCUCGCUCUACCGUCCUUCAGAUCAGCCAUGUCUCGGACCCAUUUUCUGCAGACUGCAGCCGCUUCCGUUCUCGUUCCGCCUGGCUUCCGCCGGAUGACGCUGGCCGGGGCCGGUCUGCCGUGGGGGCGGCCUAUGCUCCUUGCAAGCCGAUACCUGCCCAAGCCAACAUCUGCCAGAGCCGCAUCUUCGUCUGCAGCGGCAUCCAACUCGACCGGCGAUGGCUCUGCGGCGGCCACAGGCUCCAAGCAGUCUCCCUUCAACGAGCCAUGGUUCCCGUCGGACGAGAACGUGCAGACCGGCCACUACGGCGUUUCGUCCGAGCCGUUUCCAAAGGAGAGCGUCGACGUCCUAAUGAGUCCGCUUGAGGAGGCAGAUAUUGAAAUCAAACCAGACGGGCUCCUCUAUCUGCCCGAGAUCAAGUAUCGCCGAAUCCUUAAUCGAGCAUUUGGUCCCGGCGGCUGGGGCAUGGUUCCUCGCGGGCCGCACUCGGUGAAUGGCCGAACCAUGUCUCGCGAGUACUCUCUCUUCUGUCUCGGACGAUUCGCUGCCCAGGCUCGAGGCGAGCAGGACUACUUCACCGAGGAUGGUGUCGCUACCGCUACGGAAGGAUGCAAGUCCAACGCCCUCGUCCGCUGCUGCAAAGAUCUAGGCGUCGCCAGCGAGCUGUGGGACCCUAUUUUCAUCCGAGAUUUCAAGAAGCGCAUGUGUGUGUUUGUAUCGGCCACCUACGGCACCUCCGGUGUCAAGAAGUGGGUGUGGAAGCGCAAGGAUCGCACUCUGGACUAUCCGUACAAGGAAGAGCCCUCGUCUUCGACCUCAUCCCGGCCCAAGGCAUAAGCACCAAUGCAUGGAUCCUUCGCUGUGCUCGAUGGCUGGCCCGGGCAACCGAAAAUACAGCGUCCGCCCCCCCCUUCACCCAUUGCCCUUGAGCUGCGAUAGUCAUGACUCGGAGAGCCGGGAGUUUCCAUCAAUGAGAAUACAUUCUCAUCAGAAAAUGA